AUGGCAGACCACACAACUACCGUUGCUUGUUUGCCGCAAACAAAUGAAUCGUCGUUAAUUUCACCGUCCACACAUCGUCAUGGUCUUCUAGGUGAACUUAGUCAUUCUCACUGCCACCUUAACGGUAAUAAUAAUUUGAGCGCUCAACACAGUCAUUCGAAUUGCAGUCACAGUCACAUUAUUAACGAGAUUGGAUUGUCUAAAGACAACGUUAUGUGUAAGAAGCCAUUAACCGUUGAAGGAAGUAAAGAGCAGUGCAAUGGUCAUCUGCAAGUCGACGAUGCAGAUUUCGAUUUAAAGAAAAGGAUGGGGCAUAAACAAAACGGGGACGCGACGAUCAACAAUUCUGACGAGCAGCAGGCUUCUCCUACUCCAGGUAGCAAUUCACAGUAUGCCGCAAAGGCAAAUUAUUUGGAGAAAUUAAAUGGACUUACAAAUUCUGUUGCUGGACACAGCUCCCAAGAAAACGAGUGUGUAUUUAGCUUACUAAAUAGCAAUACUGCCAAUACACAUUCUAAAGUAGAAGAUGCAGCAGAAAUUGAGAACCAUAACUGUAGUAGUGUGGGUGCCCAUGCAAAAUCAGUUCAUGAAUCACAGUAUGUUUGUAAGUGCAGACAUUUAAAAUCAGCAGACAUUGCCUCACGUGAAUCAGACCUAGUCGAGUGUGCAGAUUGUUCACCUGUGGGCAGCAGUACUGGAGAAAUAUUUGAUACCUUAGUCAGUGAACUAAAGAAGGCAUGUUUAGGUCCUGGAAGCAGUAGUAAUGAACUGUCGACGGCCACCAAUUCAACCAGUGAAGUUACCUAUGUAGUUUAUGAGUCGGAAAGACAGAUGCCUGAUAUCAUGCGACUGAUCACAAAAGACUUGUCAGAACCUUAUUCCAUUUAUACAUACAGAUAUUUUAUCCACAAUUGGCCAAACUUGUGUUUUUUGGCUGUAGCUGAUGGCAAAUGUGUUGGCGCAAUAGUCUGCAAGCUGGACUUGCACAAGAAGAUGGUGCGCAGGGGCUACAUCGCCAUGCUGGCUGUGGAUUCAGAGUACAGACGCAGACAAAUAGGUUCUACACUGGUGACAAAAGCUAUUGAAGCAAUGAUCAGAGAUAACUGUGAUGAGGUUGUCCUGGAGACAGAAAUCACCAAUCAGGGUGCCCUUCGCUUGUAUGAGAACUUAGGCUUUGUCCGAGAUAAACGGUUAUUUCGGUAUUAUCUGAAUGGUGUGGAUGCCUUGAGACUCAAGCUUUGGCUGCGGUGA
Messenger RNA from Candidula unifasciata, 1251 nucleotides. The record is from the annotation of a GenBank genome assembly. NCBI's taxonomy places the organism in Eukaryota, Metazoa, Mollusca, Gastropoda, Stylommatophora, Geomitridae.